UGAUAAUUUUUUUUUUUUUAUAAUUAUUAUUUUUUUUUUUUUUUUUAUUAAUAUUAUCAUUAAAAAGGGGGAACACUAGAUGUGGAACAGUUUAUUGGUAAUGGUGUCGGUAUGGCCAAUGUGGUGACUAAUUGACAGGUCAACUGGCGACCAGCGAGUGGCAGAAGUGGAGUAGGAGUUGCAGGUAGCUAAGUACCAAAGGACGCGUACUGCCACACACGCUGAACACUUGAGAGAGGAGUGAAGGUAGCAAGCAGCAUUACCACCACCAACAUAAAACACCAUGGAAAAAGUAGCGCCUGAGGUGGGAAGGGACGACAUCACCAACAAGUACAAUGAAUACGCCACCAAAGUGAUGAAAUUGACCCAAGCCUUGGAAGUAAGACAAGCUUACAAGGCGGAGCUGCGAAAUAAGCUGAAUAUGAUCACGCAGCGCACGGACAAGCUGAACUCCCAAGUAGACAGGGUUCGAGUAAGGAAGAAGCGUGAGCGGGAAGAACUCGAGUGUAUAGAGCAGCUAAACAAGGAAUUGCAAGCAGCUGAGGAGGAAUUGAAAAGAAGCCGCUUUGAGGAGAUUCGUGCCCACAGACUGGAGCUUGUGAGUAAGUUUGAGGACGAGAUGCGUGUAAUGAGAUCAAAGUUUCAAGCUCUAAUGCCGGAGCGUAAGGAUGAUGGCAGUGAGGACAUUGCCAAGGAACUCGUACAUCUGGAAGAGGAAGUGGCAAGGUUGGAAGAUGAACGCAACAGCCUCUUAACUGCUGUUGACAGUGACAACUUCAGCGCUGAUGUCGCCUCUCUGCAGCUCACCACUGUUGAGGACACUGAAUUCCUGGACACACUGCAGCAGAGGAACAGAAAGCUGAAGGAUGAGGAGGCUGUCCUGAAGCAGGAAUUGGAGUCUCUGCGACUAAAAAAGAAAGCUGGCUCUGGACAACACCACACUACACAACAAUGAGUCUGCUGCCACUAACUCACCUCGCACACUUGCAUUUCGCGACAAUACAUGAACAAGUGUCAGUUACAGUUCGAGGUGACCAUAUAACACAAAUAGUAUAUAAAUGUGAAUCAAAGUCUUGGGAUCACAAUGUUUUCAGUUUUUGUUUGCUUAUAGUUGUAUCAUGCAUAUGGUUACUGAAAAAUAUACCUAGCUGAGGACGCUAGUUUGGGUAGACAUGCAUUUUUGGACUGAGAUAUUACACAACUAGUAUAUAAAUGUGAAUCAAAGUCUUGGGAUCACAAAGUUUUCAGUCUUUGCUUACUUAUAGUUGUAUCAUGCAUUUGGUUACUGAAAUAUAUACCUGAGGAUGCUAGUUUGGGUAGACAUGCAUUUUUGUGGUUAGAUAUCAACUUGCCACAAAGCACAUACACUUGUUUGAGUAUACUUUUUAUGUAUAGUAAUAUAUUUUGUUUUUGGGGGAUGCGGGUUUAUAUUCUGACUAACUAUGACUGUUUUAACGGGGGUUUAUUGGUUAACUGUUAUUUUAUGUGGAUUUACCGAUUAACUAUGAUUUCUUUGACUGAAUGUAGAAUUAGUUAAUUAAAUAUGAGUACUUUUUGGUUGAAUAUGAAGCUAUUUGACUGAAUUUACACCUGUACGCAGAUCUCAAUGAGAAGAAAUUCCAUCUCUUAUUUAAAUACACACCCAUCAUAAUCCACAGCCUUAAAA
This is a messenger RNA of Portunus trituberculatus (swimming crab), 1666 nucleotides long. Its product is annotated as myosin-11-like. The record is from RefSeq and is a predicted model, not a curated record. The transcript is spliced from 6 exons. The coding region runs from base 284 to 955 and encodes 223 amino acids. Lineage: Eukaryota; Metazoa; Arthropoda; Malacostraca; Decapoda; Portunidae.